AUGACUGAUCAGCAAGAAGAUAUCAGGGAGAAAGUGAAAGGAAGAAGGUUCACCAUUACACCAAUACUUUGCGAGGAAAUAGUGCGUGAUGAAUUGCCGCUGAUUGAGUAUUACGCAGUAAAGGUAGAAGAUAAAUGCAAAAUCGGAUUGCUGCUACAAAUUUUGCCGAAUAUGCCGUCUGAAGCGAAUCAUUUAAGGCGUAUCAAAAAUGGAUUAAUUCUUAUCCAGCCAACAAAUAAUCCACUGCCGCAGGAAUUUGUCAAAAAACUCGAAACUACCCUUUUAGAUAUUUCUGUCUUGAAAGUUAAAGUUCCUUCAUGUAAGCCAGUGACAAGACAACAAUUUCUAUGGGCUAAACAAUACUGGCCUACAGCUUUUCACCUAAACAAACAGUAUGAAGCACUGUUAAAUGGCAAUUUUUUCAAAGCUGAUGAGUAUCAAAAGAUUAUUGGCUUCUAUUUGGAAUCAAAAAAGAUUAGUAACGGUGGUUCAGGGUGUGUCAUUGUGGAUUUAAAAGAUGAAGUUGUCGCAAAAAGUGGCAACCGAAAUAUACCCCUUGGACAUGCUGUUAUAGCUGCAGUUUCAGAUCUAUGCGAAAGACAUCGUACCAAGCAAAGUGACAUACUGCAGUAUCUUGGUACAGGAUAUGACGUUUAUUUGACGGAUGAACCGUGUGCAAUGUGUGCUAUGGCUUUGGUACAUUUUCGUGUUGGGCGAGUAUUUUAUGGAAAACGUACCCCUUUAAAUGGAGUAUAUGAAUCAUGCUGGAGAAUUCAGGAAGAAAAAUCAUUGAAUCAUCACUAUGCGUAUAGAAUAAAAAUGUCAGCGGCAUUAAUUGCGAAACCAUUUUCAAUGAUAUAUGUGGAAAAAAUGGAUAAUUCAUGUGGCGUGGCGGUGGGGUAUGCCGAUAUUAUGAACGGAGUAUCAUUGAUUGCAGAACAAUUAGCUUCUUACAAGAAUUGUCUUAUUGCUGUAGUUCUUCCUAAGCAUCCAGCAUUUGUUUCUGUUAUUCUUGGGUUUUCAGAGUUCUGGAAACGAAGAAUUGUUUUGUCUGUUGUUCAAGCAUUGAAAUGGCAAACAGUUACCGUAGUGCUACAGUAUCUUGUGUUGUUUCUACUAUCGCUACAGAAGACAGGAAUUCAAUUAAUAUACACGAUUUCUGUUCUUAUUCUUCCUCGAUUACCGUUUGAUAAUGUCAUAGGUCUUACUGCUUCCUUAAAAUCAUCAUCAGAUUUAAAGAAAUAUUUGAAAUGCAGUCUUGCUGAUGUUGCUGUAGUAAAUGGUGCAAAAUUAUUGGUUAUUCCGGAUUCGUUUCGUUCCAUACCGUCGAAAUUGGCUGAUGCAAUCAUGAAAUACGGUAUGACACCUUCACAAUUAAAAAUUCUACCUCAUCAAGCUUUGACAGAGAUUUUUGCUGGUCAUUCGACCAUACGAACAAUAAUUCUCGGUGGUGAAGCAUUUCCAACAAAUUUUAUUAAGCGUUAUCAUAUUGAUCAUCAAUUGAUUAAUUUCUACAAUGUAUAUGGAGUCACGGAAGUAUCGUGUUGGGCUUCAUGUCAUAGAGUUGAUUGGAAAGAAACUCGUGUGGAAAUUGGUGAACCGUUAUUGGGUACAAAAUUCAAGAUUAGUGAAACUGGUGAAUUGCUUAUUGGUGGUUCGAGACAAUGUUUUAUAAAUGGCAAACUGUCUGGAGCUUGGCUUCGUACUGGUGAUAUUGUUGAGCUUACUGAGCUGGGAAAAAUUUACUGGUGUGAUCGGUCAGAUGAUCAGCAGAAGAUUAAUGGCAUAAAUGUAAGCUUAUCAGGAUUGGCCCGAAAAGCGGAAGAAUAUGAUAAUAUUCAGUCAGCUCUAGCAUUACGUCGUGGACAGUCCAUUUUACUGUUUGUACAUAUCGAAAAUAGUGCAAAUGUGCAAAUUGAUUUAUGCAAAAAGUUGGAUGUAGGAUUGCCGCUGAUAGUCAUUUUGGUGGAUAAUUGGCCAGUAACAGGAAAUGGAAAAAUUGAUCGCCGAAAAUUAAUGCAGAUUUUCGAGCAAAAAAAUUUGGUUUUUACAGUGGAAGAUUUGAGCAAAUUACUUGAAAAUUUUAAGAUAAAUCUAAAAACCAAUCAAGAAAUGAGGUUCAAAGAUUUGGGUUUGGAUUCAUUACGUGCAGCUGAAUUAACUCUAAAAACGGAACAUCUUUUGAAACAACGAAAUUUUCCACUUCUGCAAUAUCUUCUUUCGGAUACCGGAACGAUUGCUGGAUUUUUGGAUGCACUUGAUUUUAAUCAAAAUGUUCGAGAAAUAAAUACCGUACGUAUGCGUGAAGUUCGUAUAAGGCCAAUAGAAAACUUCAUUAAUACUAAGUUAUUGUGGGAAUAUGAUUUGGGAAAAUGCAUCGAUGCAACGCCUGCAGUCGAAAAUGGCUCAAUUUUUCUGGGAUCACAUUCUGGACGAUUCGUUUCGUUAUCUCUGGAUGGGAAUAAAGAAUGGGAAGUUCAAUUUGAUGGUCGAAUUGAAGCAACUGCUUGUUGUCAAGAUGGUAUAAUUGCUGUGGGCUGUUACGACGGCUAUUUGUAUUUUUUGAAUGAGAAGAAUGGACAAUUAAUAUGGAAAUUUGGCACAGAAAAUAUCAUUAAAUCAUCUCCUGUACUUAUCGAUACAGGAAAUAAAUGCUUGUUUGGAUCACAUGAUAAAUGUCUCUAUUUGUUGGAUAUCAAGAAUCACAAGGUGCUGUGGAAGGUUGUUUGUGAUGGGAGUAUUCUAUCAUCACCAGUGCUUAUCGCUACAAUUGUAUUGUGUGCUACUUUACAAGGAGAAUUUCUUUGUGUCGAAUUAAACACUGGCAAUACGGUAUGGAAAAUUCAAUUAGCUGCACCAAUAUUUGCAAAUUUAUGCAUUAUAGAACCUAAUCGUGUAUUAGUUGUAAAUGUUAAAGGACUAGUAACAUUGUGCGACACAAGAACUGGACAUAUAAUGUAUCAAUAUGAUAUCCUGGAAUGUAUUUUCGCAGCACCGGUACUAUUUCUGGAUGAUACUAAUAAUUCUAACGUAUCGAUUAUCGUAACUCAAGCUUCUUCGCUGUUCUUAUUACAAACAGAUACUCUUCAACUGCUCUGGUAUAUACGAAUUGAUGGAGUAGGGUCGUUUCCACGACCACCGGAAAUUCUGGCUAACGAAGGAUAUCUUUUUAUUCAGGAUUCUUCUGGCACUUUGUUAGCUAUUAAAGGAUUGAGAGAUAUGAUGAAGAAAGAUAUUAUGGAUAUGGAGAUUUCCAGAAUGGAAAUUAUCGAAGUUUUAAAAGUACCCGGUGAAACUUUCGGUGGAGUGCGAAUUUUAAAAAUGGACAAAAGAAACAGUAGUAAGAGUGGUGAAAGUAAUAGCAAUAGUAGUAAUAGUAAAACGGUAACUGUCUCUUAUCGUGCUUUGAUUGGAAGUCGUGAUGAUCGUAUACGGUUGCAAGAUUUUCCUCUGGUUGACUUUCUUAGGGAAAGUGGAAUGGAAAUAGAAAAACCUAUAUUGCAACAAUCACCUGCAGAUCUUUUAAAAUGCUACCACGACUUAGGCUUCGAUUCUUCACUUUCUCUUCAUCAUCCGGAUAUCGGUAAAGCAGAAGCAAUACAGAAAGCUGACAAUAUGAUAAGCAGUAAUGAUAGUGAUAAUGGUAAUAAUGAUAACAGUAAUAGCAGAAGGAGAAGGAAUCAUCUGUUGUUGAAAAAAGCAAAAGAAGACGAGGGGGACGGUAAUGAUAUUGCAAAGCGAUCAAGUACCUCCAUUAAGCAGGAUUUCACUGAUUUUAUUGAUGAGAAAAAGGAGCAUGCAACAGCGACAAUUAUACCGAAUGUCGAUCGUCCGGAAUUUCCAUCAUUUCAUCAUCGUUUUUCUACGGUACCAGUUGAAAUAUCAAGACGAAGGCAUGCUUUUGUUGCUUGUAAAUUGGCUCAAAAUUCGUCGGACAGCGGUGUCAAUUCAAACUCAGUAAACAGUAUUCAGGAAGAUAUUCCGGAAGUGGAGAGCGGAUCGGGAAGUUUCCAAGAAAAAGCAAAGCAUUUGGUAUCUUCACUCUAUUCUUCCUCUCUUGUUCGACAACAGCAUCGACGAUCGGCAACACAUACAACGACGCCAUCAUUUGUUUUGCAAAGUUCAAAAAUCCUUGAUCCGAUAGUUCCUUUCAGUGGUGAGGAUCUAAGAAUCCAUAGCACUAAUUAUGAUAACGAUGUUAAUAAUUUGAGUAAUCAGGAUCGAAUACUGGAAGAGAAAAGACCGCGGAUUGAACGACCGCGAGCUCGAUAUCCAAAUUCGGCACGACGUACAUCUGCGCCUGCAUGCUUGUGGUCUACUCCUUCAUUAUUUCCCGAUCAGCAACCGAAGUCAACUUCGUUAACGCUACACGAUAAUUUAAUCCUACUUCAUAAACUGUUAGCUAAGCAACGAAUUAUGCAAGAAAAUGUAGGAACGUUCAAUUUUGAUCCUUCUACAAGUAUUCCUAAUGCUGAUGGUACUGCUGCCACAUCCCAAUCAGAAACUCCACCUGCGACAAUACCGCCGCAUUUUCCAACUGCUCAAGCACCAACAUCACCAUCAAUUUUAGCUACAUGGCAAUGGCUCAGAGAAGAACGAAUGUGGAAAGAGGAAGAAGGGGAGUGGGAUGAUGGCGUGGGACACAUUGAAAAAUACAGGUUAAAGGUAUCAUUUGCAAGGCCGUGGACUCUGGUUGAUAAACGAGCAGAGUGGAGGAAGAAAUGUAUCAAUUAG
Messenger RNA from Acanthocheilonema viteae, 4734 nucleotides. The record is from the annotation of a GenBank genome assembly. Lineage: Eukaryota; Metazoa; Nematoda; Chromadorea; Rhabditida; Onchocercidae.